CAGCCUACGACAAGUUAAGGAUAUAAAGAAACGGCGCCGACAUGAAGGAGAAAUCCAAAACGGCCGCAAGGACUAGACGGGAAAAGGAAAACAGUGAAUUUUAUGAACUGGCUAAAAUGUUGCCUUUACCGUCGGCCAUCACAUCCCAGUUAGACAAAGCCUCCAUAAUAAGACUGACAACAAGUUACCUGAAGAUGAGAAUUGUUUUCCCCCAGGGUCUGGGUGAAGCUUGGGGUCACUCAAGUCGAACAAGAUCUUUGGACAACAUUGGACGAGAGCUGGGAUCUCAUUUACUGCAGACGUUGGACGGAUUCAUCUUCGUCGUGGCCCCAGAUGGGAAGAUAAUGUACAUCUCAGAGACAGCGUCGGUCCAUUUAGGACUGUCUCAGGUAGAGUUGACUGGGAACAGUAUUUAUGAAUAUGUCCAUCCUGCCGACCACGAUGAGAUGACAGCUGUCCUCACCCCACAUCAGCCCUAUCACACACAUUUCGUGCAAGAAUAUGAAAUGGAGCGCUCUUUCUUUUUGCGGAUGAAAUGUGUGCUGGCAAAAAGAAACGCGGGACUUACCAGUGGUGGAUACAAGGUGAUUCACUGCAGUGGCUACCUGAAGAUCCGUCAGUACAGUUUGGACAUGUCACCUUUUGAAGGCUGCUACCAGAAUGUGGGCUUGGUGGCUGUGGGUCACUCUCUGCCACCCAGCGCUGUGACCGAGAUCAAACUGCACAGUAACAUGUUUAUGUUCAGAGCCAGUUUGGACAUGAAGCUCAUCUUCCUGGACUCCAGGGUAGCUGAGCUGACAGGUUAUGAGCCCCAGGACCUCAUCGAGAAAACGCUGUACCAUCACGUCCACAGCUGUGACAUAUUCCACCUCCGCUGUGCUCACCACCUCUUGCUGGUAAAAGGCCAAGUCACAACUAAGUACUAUCGGUUCCUUGCCAAACACGGCGGUUGGGUCUGGGUCCAAAGUUAUGCCACAAUUGUCCACAAUAGCCGAUCCUCAAGACCUCACUGUAUCGUCAGUGUCAACUAUGUCCUCACGGACACUGAGUAUAAAGGAAUGCAGCUGUCCUUGGACCAAAUGAGCCCCAGCAAGCCAGCCUUCCCCUAUGCUGACAGUCACAGUGAAGACAGAAAGAGCACCAAGUCACGUCUGACCCAGUCCAAGGCCAAAGCCAGAGUGUCACCCUACCCACAGCAAUUUUCAGCUUUUAAUCCAGAACGUUCAGAGUCUGACCAAGACAGUCAGUGGGGAGGGAGCCCACUGACAGACUCUGCUUCUCCUCAGCUGUUGGAUCCCAGUGAAGCUACGGAGGCUUCUUGUGCCUGCCGAUUGUAUCCAGAAUCAGGCUCCCUGUGUUACGGCCUGGGUCUAUCAGAAGAGGAUCUCGCCCAUGCCCAGACACAUCCUCACACCACCACCUGUGACCCGCGUCGAUGCCAGAGUGGCCGCUACUUCCUGGGAACCCCCCAGUCAGGAAGAGAGAUGUGGUGGGAUACCACACGCUCUGUUCUCUCAUUGCCAAAAUUCUCAGUGGACAACAGCGAGGGCUACGAAAUCACAUCCUACCAUGGCGCCAUUCACGGACGGGGCCACUGGGAUGAAGACAGCGUAGUGAGUUCACCUGAUGGAGGUGGGUCGACCAGUGAUUCAGGUGAGCGUUACCAUGGCGAACAAUUCCAAGCAAGCCCUCGAGAGCCCAGCAAAAUGGAGACCUUGAUCCGCGCCACACAGCAAAUGAUCAAAGAGGAAGAGAACCGUCUACAGCAACACAAGAUUCCACUGGAUGUAUCAGGCCUCACCAAAACUCACAGUUCCUGUUUCACCUCCUCCCUACCCCACCACUCUCAGCUUACUAUGCCCAGCGUGGUAUGCCGUGGCCCCGGAGCCCCCAGCAUCGACCUCCCCACUGAACGUCUCCAUCACCGAGAUGGCGUCAAAGUGCUCGGGCCCAAUGAAAACGAUGAAAGCACGACGAGUCCUGCUUCUUUGUCUCGUCUCAGCAGCCCCAGCUCUGAUGGGAUCCCCAGAUCAGGCCUCCCACUCACCAAAGACUACAUGCAGACAGAUAUGUCCCCACACCCUUCACAACCCCAGGGAAGUCCACUGAUCUAUCCAGCACAGGAGAGGCAGCCGCUGGACAGACAGGCAGCAUAUGCCUUGACUGGGUACUCCCUUGAGCAUCUGUAUGACCCGGAGAACUUGCGGAGUUACUCCAGCUUGGCCUGUGGAGGAGUGCAGUAUGAUGUGGCAUCUCAUGUGAGAAUGCAGGCUGAACAAAUACAGGGACAUAAAACCACCUCAGUUAUCAUAACCAAUGGCAGCUGACGAUAUCUGGUGAAGAUUGAUUCUGUUGUCUAAAAGAGGACAUUACCAUUGGUGGUGAGGUAGGCAUGUGCAACCAGGUGCUCGACACAAAAGCUGAGACACUGACAAAAAGGUUACAAGGCACCCGUGCAGGGCUGCCUUGCCCUUGGUGGUCCAUUCAGCACAAUUUGUGUUUGUCAGGCCUUUCUCUUUUUUUUGUCAUUUGAGGACAUUUUCCAAGACUCGAAGAAGCUGGUGUUCAGGAAUGGACUUUUUAUAUACUGCCUAACAAAAGGAGGAGAUUUGCUCCAUUACAUAAUAAUACAGAGUUGUUUUAAUGGAAGUAAACUGACUUUCCCUCCCUGCAAAGGCUGGUUAAACAUCAAGCCAGUGUUUCUAUUCCAAACCUCUCACGCACCAUUGGCCAUGUUUGUUAACUUGUCCUGUACAUGAUUUCCAAAGGCAGUAAGAAAAUGUGUUGUUCCAUAGCCCUUUCACCUGAAAACUCCAGAGCACAGACACAUGAUGUGCAACAUGGAAAAGGCUAUUGAUUCACUAUUGUAAGAUGUCAGUGUUUCCUGGUAUUUAUUUGUCAGUGAGCUGUUUUUUUGUAUGUGUCAUUAUUUUCUGUCCAAGUAGAAUAUUUCACUGGUGGCAUUAAAUUAGUUUUGGUGUUUUGAUCACACCAUUAUUACAAUAUUAAAAAUAAAGUGGAGAAACAGAAAAAGAAAUGUGCCUCUGAUAUGUAAAAGUGUAAAAUAUUCAGGUCAACUUGAAACUGUUUUAUUGUAUAUGUGAAAUGCCCUCGUUUAGUGUGCAAAGAGAUGUUGCCAGACAAACUCAUUUGUAAUCUCCCCACGCCCUCUAAAUAUAGGCAUUGUAUAUUUACUUACAGUUGUGGCUAAUAAUGCUUACAUAUCAGAGUAUGAUUUCUUCUGUUUUUACCUCACUUAAACUUUACCUGACUAAUUAGCAUAAAGUAUGCGGUAAAAUCUUUAAAUUCUCCUCCACAUGUUCUAAAAGAAAACCACGGAU
Molecule: messenger RNA, 3341 nt
Organism: Archocentrus centrarchus (flier cichlid)
Lineage: Eukaryota; Metazoa; Chordata; Actinopteri; Cichliformes; Cichlidae
Product: single-minded homolog 1-like
Biological process (GO): regulation of transcription by RNA polymerase II
Molecular function (GO): protein dimerization activity; DNA-binding transcription factor activity, RNA polymerase II-specific; RNA polymerase II transcription regulatory region sequence-specific DNA binding
Source: RefSeq, a predicted model, not a curated record